Molecule: messenger RNA, 2030 nt
Organism: Pogoniulus pusillus (Red-fronted tinkerbird)
Lineage: Eukaryota; Metazoa; Chordata; Aves; Piciformes; Lybiidae
Gene: CNEP1R1
Product: CTD nuclear envelope phosphatase 1 regulatory subunit 1
Exons: 6
Coding region: 94-828 (244 amino acids)
Cellular component (GO): Nem1-Spo7 phosphatase complex; cytoplasm
Source: RefSeq, a predicted model, not a curated record
CCAGAGACACCCCCGGCACAGCCGCGUUACGCGCCCCGCCGCCCUCAAACGCUGGAGCCACGCCCAAGCUGUGUCUCUGCCCGCACCUAACCAAUGCGGACCGCGUUUGCUGAGAGGAGUGUGCCGAGCAGGAGGCUGGCCAGUAGAGCGCGGUGUUGUUGUGGAGGCAGGGCCGGGCGGUGUGUGGGGCGGGCUGGGUGGCGGGCGGCUGCCAGGGGCACGGCCGGCGCUUGCUGCCUCUGCCCGCCCGCCAUGAACUCCCUGGACCAGGCUGAGGGUGAGUGCGGCGGUCCGAAGCGAGCCUGGAGCUGUCCCUUCGGCGCGCCGGGAGCUUCCGGCUCCGCGCCUGGGCCGCCUGGGCGCGCUGCCUCGUCCCUCCGGAGUGGGCCUCGCCAUGGCGCUGCCUUGAGGGGGGCGAAGCGGCCGCGGGAGGCCUCGGCUCCCUCUCCACUGCGUUCCUCCUCGGCCCAGACAGAUCUCAAAGCUUUUGAAAGAAGACUUACUGAGUAUAUUGCAUGUUUGCAACCAGCUACAGGACGUUGGAGAAUGAUCCUGAUAGUGGUAUCAGUCUGCACAGCAACUGGUGCUUGGAACUGGUUGAUAGACCCGGAGACACAAAAGGUGUCAUUUUUCACAUCGCUUUGGAAUCACCCAUUUUUCACAAUUAGCUGUAUUACUCUCAUAGGCUUGUUCUUUGCUGGAAUACAUAAAAGAGUGGUGGCACCAUCAAUUAUAGCAGCUCGAUGUCGAACUGUUUUGGCAGAAUAUAAUAUGUCCUGUGAUGAUACUGGAAAAUUAAUUUUGAAACCUAGGCCUCAUGUUCAAUAAGGGCUAUCUUCCUUCAGUUUUUUUCCACUGCCAUGGAAACCAAAAAUGACCUUUUUAAAGGUAGUAUGACAGAAAACACAAACAGGACUGGUUGCCACUGCCUGGGAAUGAGUCUUACACAGUCGACAGUGAAAGUGUGCAAUAUUUCUUUCUUGAAUAUUUAUCCAAAUUUUUUGUUCAUAUUAUCAGUGCUUUUUGCUACUUCUGAUUACCUCUUUUUCAGUAUUAAUGUCACUUUUUUACUUCAGCUAGAACAGAACAUACAGGUGAAGUAUGUUAAUCGGCUAUGAAGUUGAACUUGAAAAUCAGACCUCAUUUGUGUCAUGUGUCUCUUAAGUUCUUGUAAAUAGCAGACUGAUGCCAGUGUUCAGGAAAAGAAGUAAGAGUUACUGUAUGGAUUUUCUUGUUCUCGUGAACAGUAUUGAAUGGAACACUUACCAUUCCUGUGAUGUUUUAUUGGCGCAUUUACUCAUUACAGCUAUUCUUGUCUCCUGGUCACUCUAUGGAACUGGUUCAAAGGCUUGCAAAAAGACCGUCUGUCUGUGCUGGAGAAAACUGGUCUUACCAUUUAAGAACUUGGCAAAUACAUCAAGAAUUGUGUUUAUCAAAUUGUAAAUAAUAGUGCACCAGCCACUUUCAUUGUGGUCAUACAUAGCUACUUCGAUUAAUCUGGUUCACAACACUGUUUUAAGGUUUUAGUGUUUUAAAAGUUGUCUUAAAUUGCUUGCAUCUUCCUGAUUGUAAGGUUGUACUGUAUCUUAAGUCCACAUGACCAUUCUGAGUGGAUUUUUAUGCUCUGAUAGUCUGGAUAUGAAACUAGCAUUGCAAAUGUGUACCUUGAAAUUUGGCAAAGAAAAUAUAAAGGGAGCCACAAUAAAAUAACAAUAUUUGUUAUUCAGAGUGUUAAGAACAAGCUUUGGAUGUUAUAUGCAUAAAGUGUAACUUUUUAAUAACUACAGUUGUAAAGAAUUUUAAGAGUUUUAAGUUGUUCAAGGUGCCUUUUUAUUGCUUCAAAACUCUUGCAACUUUAUCUCCUACUACAAGGUAGACUGGCUUUUGAAGACAGCCUAUUGAUGUAACUAUCAGUUGAGACAUUAACAGUUGUCUCCUGUCACUUUCCACUAUGUCUUCUGCCUCUCCAUUAUUUUUAAUUGCUGUAUAUUUUGUAGGUAAAUGUGAAUAAAAUAAAUUCUUUGUAUAAA